Molecule: messenger RNA, 2998 nt
Organism: Rhea pennata
Lineage: Eukaryota; Metazoa; Chordata; Aves; Rheiformes; Rheidae
Gene: TK2
Product: thymidine kinase 2
Exons: 10
Coding region: 241-747 (168 amino acids)
Biological process (GO): nucleobase-containing compound metabolic process
Cellular component (GO): cytoplasm
Molecular function (GO): ATP binding; deoxynucleoside kinase activity
Source: RefSeq, a predicted model, not a curated record
CUGCCGUGGGGCCCGUCCGCGGGCGGCGCGGCGCCGGGGGAGCGGCCGUGCGCGGGCAGGAGCGGGCACUAUAAACAUCUGAUAAAAGGAGAAGAUAAAAAGACGAUAUGUAUCGAGGGGAAUAUUGCAAGUGGAAAAACAACAUGCCUGGACUAUUUUGCACGAUCUACUAGCAUUGAGGUUUUGACAGAACCAGUGUCUAAAUGGAGAAAUGUUCGUGGUCAUAAUAUUCUGGGCUUAAUGUACCAAGAUGCAUCAAGAUGGGGGAUAACAUUACAGACAUACAUACAGCUUACAAUGUUGGAACAGCAUACCAGACCAAUGAUUUCCUCUGUAAGAAUGAUGGAGAGAUCAAUUCACAGUGCAAAAUACAUUUUUGUAGAAAACUUGUAUCGAAGCGGAAGAAUGCCAGAAGUGGAUUACAUUGUCCUAACUGAGUGGUUUGAUUGGAUCAAGAACAACACUGAUGUGUCAGUUGAUUUGAUAGUUUAUCUGCAGACUUCUCCUGAAGUUUGUUAUGAGAGAUUAAAGAGAAGAUGCAGAGAAGAGGAGAAGAUCAUUCCUUUGGACUAUUUAGAAGCUAUUCAUCAGCUCUAUGAAGAGUGGCUCAUUAAACAGACACUUUUUAAAGUUUCCUGCCCAGUGCUUGUUAUUGGAGCUGACCACGACAUGCAGAAAAUGAUAGAAAAGUAUGAAGAAAACCGGGACCAAAUACUAAACCCAUAUAAUAUGCAACACUGUUUAUAGAAGUCUGUUGUUACUGUAUUUUAAAAAUCAUGUUUAUGAAGUCUGAUUUUAGGGUAAUUCUGAUUUGCAGUAUUUGCAGUACUUCCUAAUGUGACGGUUUAUGCUUUAGAAUUACGCUUUGUGAGAUACAGACUUUUGGUAUGAAAUGUCUAAAAAUAUUUCAUAAACAGAAUAUAAGCUAAUUCUUCCAUGUUUUUGAGCUCUCCAUCAACUUUACUGUGUCAAUUCUGUCUGGCUCAAUUAUGGUUAUUGCUUGAUUUCCAGCAUUGCUACUGCUUCCUGUAAAUAACCUAAGGAGUUUUUUUUUCCUUUUUUUCUAAUGACAAUUCUAUUUUUGUAAUUUCAAAGAAAUAGUUCCAUAUGAGAGGUGAGUUGUCCUCUUAUUAUUAGAAACACCAAGUGAAGUACAUUAAGUUUAAGCAACAUUGUUAAGUAAGUUUUGUUGUUUCAAGAUGGGGGUCUUACUCUAAUCCUGCUUACACUAGUGUAACUUCAUUGAAUUCAGUAAGUUUCUUCCACUUUACAUAAAAUCACAAUAAAGUUAUAGUCCUGCAGAUACCUGUGAACUAGCAUAGUCCCACUGAAUUCAGUGGUAAUAAAAAAAUAAUAUAAAUUUAAUAGGUGUUUGGAGAAUAGGUCUAAGGUUUUUUAGGCCAGAUUUUAAAAAGAGCUUAUUUCUUAGUAAUUUUCGUUGUAUCACUGACAGAGUUGAGGACUAGUGAAAAUACGGGGUGCACAGAAUUGUCUGUUACUUUCAGAUGGUGACGUAAAUAGUAGAACUAAUUGGCAAUAUAAAUACUAAAUUAAUUGCUCUCUUAACUAUUUUGGCUUCUUCUUAGAUGAUUUUUUUUUUUUUUUUUGUAGAGAACUAUUUUCUUGGAGAGCAGAGAAGUACAAUAGAGGAUUAAUUCCUGCUCUGAUGUUGGCAAAAUUGUUGAGUUGCUCUUAAUUUCUGCUUUAUCCUCUGGAGCGUAGUCUUCAAGUUCAUGCUUUUAAUGGAACAGUUCUGUGACUGUGUAUUAACUUUUUGUUUAAUUUGAGGACAAUGAUUCCUUAAGUAUUAUAUGUAAUUACUUUUUCAUAAAAGUUUUGUGUUUAAUUGGAACAAGCAAAGUUAACAGCGCUUUAAAACAUACUUAUGUUAAUGUAGCUGAGAGCUCUGUAGUGAAUAUUGCUAAAAAUAGAUAACAAAACUUUAAUUAGUGUUCUGAUCAGUUAGUAUCUAAGUGUCUGUAACUUAAUGGAGGGAUAGUAACUUCAGUUACUGCACUUUCCAUGCAUUUAUACUUAUGAACAGUAUCCAGUUGUAUCGUUCUUGGAGAUAUAUCACUUCACUCCUUUUAUUUUGUAAUUUUGUGGUAGUUGUAUAUGCCCCAAAUGGUUGUAAUUGAAAUGAUUGCACCUUUUUGCAAGUAAGGAAAUGCAGUCAUUUCUUUUUUGUAUCUGGUGGAAAUUCUUUUUCCGAUCAGUACAAUUAAAAAAUGAUCAGUGCACUGAGGGAGUGCUUCCUAGUGAAGUACUGAUAUACUAAAGCUUGCAAACCCAGUUUUGCCAUUGAAUGGCUGUAAAGCUUUAGAAAUCUAGCUUAAAAAAUAAGAUUUUACAUUUUAAAUAAUUAUCUUACUUAAUGAAGCUUGGUUUUGAUGGGAUAGUAGGCAUUCUGAAUCCUCCUUGCAACUAUUUUCUUUUUCUUCUAAAAGAGACCAAAAGAACUAUUUCCAAGGAAAUAGUUUGUAAGUUUGAGUCAUCUGCAUUUUGUUUCUAACUCCAAUUUGAUUGUGGAUUUUAGAAAUAAAUGACAUGUAUUUGCAAGGUAGCCCGACAGUCUAGAAAAGAGCACUUUAUUUGUUCUGUACAAAGAAUCUUUAACUUACUGUUCUCUUUUCUUUCUGCUUUUAAAGCAACAUAUUGAACAGAUCUUUUUCUGCCCCUCCCCCCAUAUUAUAUCAAAACAGCAGUUUGGAAGGAGGUUAUUGAUGGUCAUAAUUAUAAUAAAAGGAAUAUAAAUUAUUUAUAUAACUUAUUUCUUAAAGAUUACAAAUGUAAAGGCUACAAAGAAUAUGAUGGUUUUAGUUUUUAUUAUGUAUUAAUUUUCAUAUGUAGAUUUUCAGUAUACAGAAAUAUUGGGAUAUUUAAUGAGAACCGGGAGCAAAACAAAACAGGUUGCUUGGUAUGUGUUUUAAAUGUAUGGUAUUUGCAGUCUGUUAUAGUUGUGUAGAUAAAAAGUAUUAAACAACCACAAAUAACUGUU